Molecule: messenger RNA, 2006 nt
Organism: Aspergillus alliaceus
Lineage: Eukaryota; Fungi; Ascomycota; Eurotiomycetes; Eurotiales; Aspergillaceae
Gene: nimT
Product: putative tyrosine protein phosphatase MIH1
Exons: 4
Coding region: 256-1920 (554 amino acids)
Biological process (GO): protein dephosphorylation; positive regulation of G2/MI transition of meiotic cell cycle; G2/M transition of mitotic cell cycle
Cellular component (GO): nucleus; cytoplasm
Molecular function (GO): protein tyrosine phosphatase activity
Source: RefSeq, a predicted model, not a curated record
GUUCAACACUCCGCGAUUGGGCAAUAGGAAUAUACAGGAGCUCGGUGGUGACCGUUCCGAUAGAGACGCCUCCACCUGCCGUGUAGUAUAUGCCGGAUAGAUAGUUUGCGGCAUUGCUGUCUUCUACUUCUCUAUUUUGCUCCGAUUUUACUUCUGCUUCUUUCUUUUUUUUUUUCUCUUUUAAGGGUCUCUUUCAACUGCGGCGUUCUUGCGGAUUUUGAGGCACUAGGGAAGGACAAAGAAUUCUGCAACAAAAUGGAACAAUCUUCCCCGUUGGCUGCUAUGCAGCCUCCUUCAGUGCUCUUUGGACACUGCUUUCGCUCGGAUGCUCGGACAUCCUAUCCUUCAUUUAGUCCCAUGGCUGGGCUCAAUCCAAACAGCUUCAACUUCAAAGAUUUAUCCAUGAAAAGAGGCCAUGGCGCCGAUUACUUCAAUGUGAAAGGCUCGUCUCCUACAGCUAGCCUUGCUGCGGAUCUGUCUCAAAAUUUUCAUAUCGACCAGAGUCCUCAGCUAGCCACUCCCCGGCGGUCUUUGUUCUCCUCCAACCUGUUUGGGAAUGGUCACAGGCGUGAGGAAACAAUGACAACACCUCCGCUGUCUUCCUCACCUGCCCCAGCAAUGGAUAUUAUGGAAAUGUCUCCGCUACCACACAAACCCCCGUUUAACAAUUCGGAAGCUGAACUGCGCACCCCUACAAUCGAGAUCUCGUGUAUGGACACGCCCAUGAGGUCUAACGCUGCCAGUCCGCUACAGGAUUCUCCCUUGGUUACCCAGAAGGAAGGCCAGCAUGAGAGGAAACGCCCGACGUUUCUCAGGCCCAGCCUAGCGAGAAGCAAAGCUCAAUCCUUCCAAUUGGGGAUGACCAAACCCGCUCCGGAGAGCCAAGCUCCGCCGUUUAAAUUUCAAAGCAAGGGAAUUAAGACCUCGUUGAGCACCUCGGCUUCGUUGGAGGAUAUGUUUAAUGAAUCACCGCAACGCGAACGGCCGUCAUUGAGGAAUCAUUCGGUCCAUGGUUUGGUUAACCCGCGCCUGAGACCCACGUUGGGCAGGGAGACAAGCCAUGUUCGUGGAAAUGGAUCUCCGUCUGCAGCUUCAAUUCGCAAGAACUCCCACCCCAUGAUGCGCCCUCGUAAACAGUGCCGACGUUCGUUGAGCAUGUUUGAGAACCCCGAGGAUGUGAUGGUCGAAAAAGAGGCUUCUUUUACAUCAAAUGCACCACUUCAGUCCAUUUGCGACAUCGAAGGAACCCCCAGCCUACAAUUGCCUCACUUCUUACCUGAGGACCAAGCUGAUACACUGCCUCGCAUCGACAAAAGCAUUCUCGUGGACCUCAUGGAUGGGAAAUUCAACGACCGAUUCGACAAUGUCCUGAUCAUUGACUGUCGUUUCGAGUACGAAUAUGAGGGAGGUCAUAUAACUGGAGCUGUGAACUACAAUGACAAGGACAAUCUCGCUGCGGAACUGUUCACUAGCCCGAAGCAGAGGACCGCAUUGGUUUUGCACUGCGAGUACUCUGCACAUCGCGCCCCUAUUAUGGCCAAAUACAUCCGCCAUCAGGAUCGUGCUUUCAAUGUGGAUCAAUACCCACACCUUACCUACCCGGAUAUGUACAUUUUGGACGGGGGCUACAGUGGUUUCUUUGCUGAGCAUCGGACGCUGUGCUUUCCACAGAACUAUGUGGAAAUGUCUGCCAAGGAAUACGAGUUUGCCUGCGAGCGUGGCCUCGGAAAGGUCAAGCAAAGGUCAAAGCUGAGCCGCGCUCAAACAUUCGCCUUCGGUCAGACAUCUCCCCAGAUGGAAGAUAGUCCCACUGGGAGGUGUCGGAACAACCCUGGUGACCGAAACAGGUUGUUGGGAUCUCCAUUUGCGGAGAGCCCCGUCUCCGGUCGCUUCCCCGGCCGCCGCAUGCUUUCCUACUGAUAGUCCUCGCGGACUGUCCAAUUCAAUUUUCUAAGCCAAGGCUCAAUAUAAUGACGCUAUUGAGCAUGGCGCUAUGCUAUUACUGC